Molecule: messenger RNA, 1398 nt
Organism: Brettanomyces nanus
Lineage: Eukaryota; Fungi; Ascomycota; Pichiomycetes; Pichiales; Pichiaceae
Gene: RCH1
Product: Solute carrier rch1
Exons: 1
Coding region: 1-1398 (465 amino acids)
Cellular component (GO): plasma membrane
Source: RefSeq, a predicted model, not a curated record
AUGUCUGUGGAUUCCCGAAUAAAUGCCCUUCAAUCCACUCACCCUAGACUGCACAAGUUGUGCAAGUUCCUAUGGAAGGUGUGGAUGGGCUAUUGGUUCUACAUCAUUCUCGCAAUUUUCAUUGUGAUUGCCAGUUUCGCUCCCAACUUUGCUCGGGCUGGUGGACUUAUUAGGGCCGAAUACUCCAUAGGUUACGGUGCCGUUGCUGUGAUUUUCCUUGGUUCUGGUCUCUCCAUGAAGACCAGAGAUCUUCUGCAAAAUGCCUUCCAUUGGAGAGCACACCUUACAGUCAUGUCUCUAGAGUUCCUAAUAACCUCUUCCAUAAUGUAUGGUUUUGCGUGUGCUAUUCGGGCCGCUAAUAAUCCAAACAUCUCUGUGUGGAUGUUGGUUGGUAUCAUCGUCACUGCAUGUUGUCCUACUACGGUGAGUUCUAACGUUGUCAUGACCCAGAAAGCUGACGGUAAUGUUCAUUUAACUCUCUGUGAGGUCUUUUUCGGUAACGUUUUAGGUGCCUUCAUCACUCCAGCUAUGGUACAGUUAUAUACUCAGGGUAAGUGGGCCUUUGCCAACCCUGCUAACGGUGCUUCUGUCACUGAAGUCUAUGGUAGAGUCAUGAAGCAGAUCGGUUUAUCAGUGUUCGUGCCCUUGUUUGUUGGUCAGGUGCUUCAAAACUUGUUUCCCAAGCAUGUCAAAUGGUUCUAUACGACGUUCAAGAUGGGUAAGUUGGGUUCCUUCAUGCUUAUUUUGAUUAUGUUUUCUUCAUUUUCUACUGCUUUCUACCAGCACUCUUUCACUUCUGUUUCGCAUGCUUCUAUCAUCAUGAUCUGCUUUUUCAACUUCGGCAUUUACAUGUUCUUUACCGUGAUAUGUUUUUUGAUGUCAAGGCCGUUAUUUCUUCUCACCAUAUUCAAGAAAGUCCCCGACGAUCAGAGUUCACUAUUGUAUAGGUACAACUAUAAGAUCUUCCGACCAUUCUACUAUAACCGACCUGAUACUGUUUCUGUGAUGCUUUGUGGCGGUGCUAAGACUGCCGCUCUUGGAGUCUCCCUAAUCACUUCCCAGUAUGGAAGUGACAACUCUCACUUGGGUGAGUUGUUGGUUCCCUUGGUGCUUUAUCAGGCUGAGCAGGUCUUGGCAGCAAAUGUUUUAACUAACUGGAUGAAAAGUUGGAUUCAUGCUGGUCCUGAGUGGAAGGAAGAGCAGCGUAAGAAGCAGCUUGAGCAGCAGGUCGCAGAGGAGGAUGUUGAAGAUAUCGCUGACGGUGUUGUCGAUGGUCCCAGUAAGAAGCAUCCCCAAGGUUCAGUCAUCGAGCAUUCAGCAGAGCUAGAUAGUUCCCUCGAUUUUAAAGAUGAUACUACUAAACUUUAUUCUUCAGAUCCCACAGCUGUCACUCACUAA